Molecule: messenger RNA, 1488 nt
Organism: Tinamus guttatus (white-throated tinamou)
Lineage: Eukaryota; Metazoa; Chordata; Aves; Tinamiformes; Tinamidae
Source: RefSeq, a predicted model, not a curated record
AACUGAGUAGCCCUUAUGACCAACAUGAGCUGGAGCUUUCUAACCCGCCUGCUAGAAGAGAUUCACAAUCACUCCACCUUCGUGGGGAAGGUCUGGCUCACCGUGCUCAUCGUCUUCCGCAUCGUCUUGACAGCGGUCGGAGGGGAGUCCAUCUACUCCGAUGAGCAGAGCAAGUUCACCUGUAACACCAAGCAGCCCGGCUGCGACAACGUCUGUUACGAUGCCUUCGCACCGCUGUCACACGUCAGGUUUUGGGUCUUCCAGAUCAUCAUGAUAUCCACCCCUUCGGUCAUGUACCUGGGCUAUGCCAUCCACAGGAUCGCCAGGUCCUCGGAGGAGGAGAAGAAGUUCAAGGGAUUCAAGAAGAAGAAGCAGUUUGCUCUGAACUGGCAGACUGUGCGCAACCUGGAAGACCCCACGGAGGCGGAUGAAGAGGAGCCCAUGAUCUCAGACGAUACCGCAGAAAACGAAAAAGCCAAAGCCAAGCCCAAGAGCAAAGAGCAGCAGAAGCAUGACGGGAGGAGGCGCAUCCAGCAAGAAGGACUGAUGAAAAUCUAUGUCUUCCAGCUCCUUGCCAGAGCUUCAUUUGAAGUUUGCUUCUUGGUGGGGCAGUAUCUUCUCUAUGGUUUUGAAGUUGAAGCUUAUUACGUCUGCAACAGAGUCCCUUGUCCUCACACUGUGGACUGCUUUGUGUCGAGGCCAACAGAGAAGACCAUCUUUCUCCUGGUGAUGUAUGUUGUGAGCUGUAUGUGCUUAUUGCUCAACAUGUGUGAGAUGUUUCACCUGGGCUUUGGGACUAUCCGAGAUGCCAUCCGUAACCGAAAAAUCAACAGCUUUAGGCAGCCUCCCUACAACUACGCCUACCCGAAGAACAUCUCCUGCCCUCCUGAGUACAACCUGGUAGUGAAAUCAGAGAAGUCCACCAAGAUCCCCAACAGCCUCAUGGCCCACGAGCAGAACUUGGCUAAUGUGGCUCAGGAACAGCAGUGCACGAGCCCGGAUGAGAAUAUCCCAGCAGACUUGUCCACCCUGCACAAACACUUGCGAGUGGCCCAAGAGCAACUAGAUAUAGCGUUUCAGAGCUACAGCAGCACCCAGCCCAACACACAGCCUUCUCGAACCAGCAGUCCCGCCUCGGGCGGCACGGUGGUAGAGCAGAACAGGGCCAACACCGCCCAGGAGAAACAAGGUGCUAAACCCAAAGCCUGCUCGGAGAAAGGAAGCUCAAGCAGCAAAGACGGAAAGACAUCUGUAUGGAUAUAGCUCGCUUAGAGAGAGGGCAGUGUAAGCGGGGGGUUCAUUUAGGGUUGUUUCUGUUCUUUCAGUGUUGUCUUGAGUUCAUUUCACAGGGCACGGGCAUGAUUUUUACAUGGAAGUCAGCAGGGAAAAUGGGUUUCAGACCAAUUUAGUGUUGUCUUCCAGUACAUUUACAAAAGACAUUUCCUUUCUAUUUCCAAGCCGCUCUCCAGCUGGGAAACUCCAGUGAGC